GCUCACGUGGCCCGGCCGGCCGAGAACGAGGGGACCGGCGGGCCAUGGCGGGCUGCGGGCUCUGUUUUUCGCUGCUGCUGGCGGCAGCGUUCGCCCGCCAGGCGCAGGCCCUCUGGCCAUGGCCCCAGUACAUCCAAACCUCCGAUUCGCACUACGCCAUCUUUCCGUACAACUUCCAGUUCCAGUACCAUGUCAGUUCUGCCGCGCAGCCGGGCUGCUCCGUCCUCGACGAGGCCUUCCAGCGCUACCGCGACCUGCUCUUCGGCUCCAGCUCUUGGCAGCCUCCUGAACCCACAAGAAAACAGCAUACACCGGAGAAGAAUUCAUUGGUUAUCCUUGUGGUCCUUCCUGGAUGUGACCAGCUUCCUUCUUUGGAGUCGGUGGAAAAUUACACCCUGGUCAUAAAUGAUGAUCAUUGUUUCCUCCUCUCUGAGACUGUCUGGGGAGCUCUCCGAGGUCUGGAGACUUUUAGCCAGCUAAUUUGGAGAUCUCCCGAGGGCACGUUCUUUAUCAACAAGACUGAGAUUGAAGACUUCCCCCGCUUCUCUCACCGGGGCUUGUUGUUGGAUACGUCUCGCCAUUACCUGCCACUGACUAGCAUCCUGGACACUCUGGACGUCAUGGCAUACAAUAAAUUCAACGUGUUCCACUGGCAUCUGGUCGAUGACUCUUCCUUCCCAUAUGAGAGCUUCACUUUUCCAGAGCUCACCAGAAAGGGGUCCUACAAUCCUGUCACCCAUGUCUACACAGCACAAGAUGUGAAAGAAGUGAUUGAAUAUGCACGGCUUCGGGGUAUCCGUGUGUUGGCAGAGUUUGACACUCCUGGCCACACUCUGUCCUGGGGACCAGGUUUCCCUGGAUUAUUGACUCCUUGCUACUCUGGGUCUCGUCCCUCUGGCACCUUCGGACCAGUGAAUCCCAUUCUCAAUACUACCUAUGAAUUCAUGAGCACAUUUUUCUUGGAGGUCAGCUCUGUCUUCCCAGAUUUUUAUCUUCACCUUGGAGGAGAUGAGGUUGAUUUCACCUGCUGGAGGUCCAACCCAGAUAUCCAGGCCUUUAUGAAGACGAAAGGCUUUGGUAAUGACUUCAAGCAGCUGGAGUCCUUCUACAUCCAGACACUGCUGAACAUCGUCUCUGCCUAUGGCAAAGGUUAUGUGGUGUGGCAGGAGGUGUUUGAUAAUAAAGUAAAGGUUCCUCCAGAUACAAUCAUCCAGGUAUGGCGAGAAGAGGUACCAGUAAAUUAUUUGAAGGAGCUGGAGCUAAUUACCAGAGCCGGCUUGCGUGCCCUGCUCUCUGCCCCCUGGUACCUGAAUCACAUAACUUAUGGCCCUGACUGGAGAGAUCUCUACGUGGUGGAGCCCCUGGAAUUUGAAGGUGGCGCUCAGCAGAAGGCUCUAGUGAUUGGUGGAGAGGCCUGUAUGUGGGGAGAGUAUGUGGACAGCACAAAUCUGGUCCCCAGACUCUGGCCCAGAGCAGCGGCCGUUGCUGAGAGGCUGUGGAGCAACAAGUCGGUGACUAACCUGGACUUGGCCUUUAAACGUCUGACACGGUUCCGCUGUGAGCUGCUAAGGCGAGGUGUCCAGGCCCAACCCCUCAAUAUAGGCUACUGUGAACAGGAGUUUGAACAAACCUGAGCAGCUCCAGGCACUGAAGAGGGUGCUGGCCCUAGGAGAGUGGUAGUGGGGCCAGGCUUCCACUGCAUCCCGGCCGGGGGACGGAGCCCCUUGCCUACGUGCCCCUGUGCAUGGAGAGAAGGGGGCCAGUGUUGGCACUAGCAUCCAAUAAAGAGUGAUGUGGCUUUUUUCCAUAAUGAACAUGGACUACCUGUGUAAGAAAAAUGUGAAUGGCUCUGGGGUAGUGAGUUGCCUUCACUGGCCUUCUGCUCCUGAGAGUGUUCGGGCUUAUCAGGGCCCAGCCAGGUUGGGCUCAGUGUCUGCCCCUGGAGGAAUCUUACAAGUUGAGGGCUGGGAAUGAAACCCUGUGCAGCCUAUGGCUUGUGUGACACCUCUCCCACCCCUGACACAUAGUCUAAACACAUACCCCCAUCUUCAGUCUGCUCACUUCCCUCCAAGUGCGAGGCCACUUGGACCUCCAAGGGUUCCAUGUAUGGAAGAAGGCAUAUUAGCAGCCCGAGGAAGUUCUGGGAGAGGGAAGGGCUCUCCCCCAUGCGUACUCACACACUUCCCACCCCUAGAGCUUUUCUUCUGCUAUGGAUUUCUUGUUUCUUAUUUUGUUUUGUUUUGUUUCUUUUUCAAUUUUUUUAUAUAAAUUCUAGUUAACAUAUAGUGUAACAUUGGUUUUGGGAGUAGAAUUUAAUGAAUCAUCACUUACAUAUAACACCCAGUGCUCAUCACAAGUGCCUUCCUUAGUACCCAUCACUCAUUUAGCCCAUCUCCCACCUACCUUCCUCCAUCAACCCAUUAUGGUUUGGUUCUCUCUCUCUUUUUUCCCCCUUCCCAUAUUCAUCUGUUUUGUUUCUUAAAUUCCAUAUAUGAGUGAAAUCGUAUAUUUGUCUUUUUCUGACUGACUUAUUUCGCUUAGCAUAAUACACUCUAGCUCCAUGCACACUGUUGCAAAUGGCAAGAUUUCAUUCUUUUUGAUGGCUGAGUAGUGUUCCAUUGUGUAUAUAUACCACUUCUUUAUCCAUUCAUCAGUCAGUGGACAUUUGGGCUCUUUCCGUAGUUUGACUAUUGUUGAUAAUGCUGCUACAAACAUUGGGGUGGAUGUAGCCCUUCGGAUCUGUAUUUUUUAUCCUUUGGGUAAAUACCUAGUAGUGUAAUUGCUGGGUUGUAUGAUAGUUCUAUUUUUAACUUUUUGAGGAACCUCCAUACUGUUUUCCACAGUGGCUGCAUCAGUUUGCAUUCUGACCAACAGGGUAAGAGGGUUCCCCUUUCUCUGCAUCCACACCAACAUUUGUUGUUUCCCGUGUUGCUAAUUUUAGCCAUUCUGACAGGUAUGAGGUGGUAUCUCAUCAUGGUUUUGAUUUUAUUUCCCUCAUGAUGAGUGAUACUGAGAAUCUUCUCAUGUGUCUGUUAGCCAUCUGGAUGUCUUCUUUGGAAAGAAAUCUAUUCAUGUUUUCUGUCCAUUUCUGAAUUGGAUUAUUUGUUUUCUGGGUGUUGAGUUUGAUAAGUUCUUUACAAAUUUUGGAUACAAACCCUUUAUCAGCUAUGUCAUUUGCAAAUAGCUUCUCUCAUUCUGUAGGCUGACUCUUAGUUUUGUUGACUGUUUCUUUCACUGUGCAGAAGCUUUUUAUCUUGAUGAGGUCCCAGUGUUCCUGUUUGCUUUUGUUUCCCUUGCCUCCUGAGAUGCAUCUAAUAAGAAAUUGCUCUGGCCGAGGUCAAAGAGGUUGCUACCUGUGUUCUCCAUUCUCCUUCAAGAUUUUGACCUCUCACAUUGGGGUCUUUCAUCCAUUUUGAAUUAAUUUUUGUGUAUGGUGUAAGAAAGUGGUCCACUUUCAUUCUUCAGCAUGUCACCGUGCAGUUUUCCCAACACAAUUUGUUGAAGAGACUUGUCUUUUUUUCCAGUGGAUAUUCUUUCCUGCUUUGUCGAAGAUUACACUACCAUACAGUUGUGGGUCUAUUUCUGGGCUUUCUAUUCUCUUUCAUUGAUCCAUGUGUCUGUUUUUGUGCCAGUACCAUACUGUCUUGAUGACUACAGCUUUGUAAUAUAGCUUGAAGUCUGGAAUUGCGAUGUCUCCAGCUUUGCUAUUGUUUUUCAGGAUCGCUUUGGCUAUUUGGAGUCUUUUGUGGUUCCAUACAAAUUUGAGGGUUGUUUGUUCUAGCUCUGUGAAAAAUGCCUGUGGUAUUUUGAUAGGGAUUGCAUUAAAUGUGUAGAUUGCUUUGGGUACUAUAGACAGUUUAACAAUGUUUGUUCUUCCAAUCCAUGAGCAUGGGAUUUUUUCCCAAUUUUUUGUGUGGUCUUCAAUUUCUUUCACAAGUAUUCUAUUGUUUUCAGAGUACAGAUCUUUUGCUUCUUUGAUUAGGUUUAUUCCUAGGUAUCUUACUGUUUUUGGUGCAAUUGUAAAUGGGAUUGAUUCCUUGAUUUCUUUUUCUGCUUCAUUAUUGGUGUACAAAAGAAAUACAACAGAUUUCUGUAUGCUAUGCUGAUUUUAUAUCCUGUGACUUUGCUGAAUUUAUGUAUUAGUUUUAACAAUUUUUUGGUGCAGUCUUAGGGCUUUCUACAUAGAGUAUCAUGGGUUUCUUGUUAAUUUAAUUUUGUUCAACUAUUAUUUAAAUAUUAUUGAACAUAUAUUGUGGUCUUGACAUGGUGGUAGGUGUUGAAUUUGAAGGACUUGGUCCCCAGAGGCCCUGGCCAACUCUCCAGUAUGCCAGCAGUUUCCACCUGCUGCCUCCUACCCACUUGCAACCCAACAGCAUCUUCUCAAAGAAUUGAUGGCCCAGCUGAGACCAGGAGAGGAAAGCCCCUGAGGGCCAGGAGGUGGGCAUAUGGCUCUGGAAGAGGGUCUUUGCACAUGUAAACAGUUUUCCCUAGGAGGAAAUGGCUCGUUGUUGGACCAGACUGCCCCUUGGUGGUUUCGUGUUCAGAGGUAAUGAUGCAGCCCAGAGGCUGGGGCAGUAGUAGACAGCAGCUGUUCUGGAUGAAGAUUUUGUUGAUCGUUAUUUAAUUCUUUUACCUGGUCCUAGGCUGAGAGGGCAAUGGAGCAGUCUGAGGCAUUUCUUUUAGAAAGUUUCCAUUCAGGUGGAUACAGAAACUUGGGAAAGGCAGGCUGAGAAGUGGUCUGAGUAAAAUUGGUCCUUAAAUGGCAUCUUUCAGUCCUUUUAUCAUGCCCCCUUGGAGACCUGGUUGGAGGUACACCAGCCCUGCUUUCUUGUAUUGUUUUUACAGGAACAAGGUGGGUACCUUUUAUCAGCAGAAUCCUUUUGGGGACAGGGUUUUCACACAGACCAGAUUAGCCAAGCCCAGGGCUCUGGCCUAGAGAGAUAUAAGUUAAGCCUCUACCAUCUGCCCUACCAAAGGAGCCCGCUUUCCUCCAUUACCCAGAGAAGCUUGUGGGGUGGUCCCAGGCAAAGACCCUGUACAAACGCUCCUCACUUCAAAUGCCCUGCUUUCUUCCUAAUCAUAACUAGCAUUGUUACUGUUUGGGAUAAUGUUAAAUAAAAAGAUCAGACACUUAGGUUGUAAGUCUCAAUGAAGUCAAUAAAGGAGGAGGCCAUGAAAACACUGUUGCAGCAGUAAGUUUCUAUGAUUUCUUAUUCCUAUUAUAAGCAUUUUCUAUAAUGUUACUAUUUUUGCAGUUAAAAAAAAAAAAACCAAUGUGGCACAGUUAAGAUUUUCACCUGUGGGAUGUGCUGUUUCCCAACCUCCCCCAAGGCUCCUGUGGGCCCACUGAUCAUGAGGGCACUUACCUGAAGAUCCUACUAGACCUCGUACUGCUGACAGGUCAGAGACACAGAGACAGUACCUGCAGCAAAUAUCCAGUCUGUUCUAGUGCACAGAAUCACUGCUUCUCUAUCUCCCCUUCUUUCACUUGGCUGUGAAUUUAGUGCCCCAUCCUGCAGAGGGUCAGACUGCUCUGGCCUGCUUGUGUUCCUGGUGCACCACCGGGGGGCAGGGAAGUGCCCAGACUGAUUUCCUGGUUCUUCAUCUUAGUGCAGAAUCCUGCUCUCCUAUGAAUCUUAGCAAGGAUGCCAAGUAGGCCUAAUGGGAAUAAAAGUAAAGGAGGAGUGAAUGGAGGCUAGGAGGACAUUCAGCCUCCCCUCUCUUUGGUAGGAGUUGAGAGCAUGUGCCAGGUAUCCCCCCUGCUUAGGAUCUCGUGUUUUCAAGUGCACCUCUGUACAUUCACAUAGGGAUAGGAAAGCAGAGGACUUGAGAGUAUAGGUGCUCUGCAGCACUAAUGAUGCAGAACGGAAGGGGUAAGGAAAGCCGAAUGAUAAUGCAAAAGGGUGAAAAAGGGUUGUAUGGAUAUAGACUGAAUUUAAUUUAUACUGAUGUACAUAUACAUGCCUGGUGACAACAGUUACUUCAUUCUAAAGCUUAAAUUUUUAUAGUUUUUGUCAAAACAGGCCACGACAAUGUUGUUUUAUAUGCUUCCCCCCCCCCCCCACUAAGAAAGAAAAUAAGUAGAAAUUGGGUACUUUAUCUAUUAAAAUCAUCCUGUAUUUUUCUUUAUAAAUAAACUCUGAAAAUUUGAAAAUUAGUAUCCUUUUAUUCCAACUGUUAAUAAAUAUAUAACAUAAAUACGUAUUAGCUAAUUUCAGUGAAAUGUUUCCUUGUUGAAUUUUUUCAUUACCAUUCACUCUAUAUAUACAUCUUCACAGUCCUCACAGUUGUGUGUGUGUGCGUGUCUGUGUGUGUGUGUUCCUGCAUUUUUCAAUGAGAUUUUUAAAAUGAAGAAGUCAGUGAGCCUUGCUUAUUUUCACAGUAAUUACUGUACUCCAACCACAUUCAUGUUAUGUCUUUUCUACCACAGUAACUACUUAUAUUUUUUAAUGAUUUCAAGUGUUUCAAACAAAAGUGUAGAGAACAAAAUAAUAAACACAGAAUAAUCACCACCCAGCUUUAUCACAUUUCAAUAGUUAUAGUUGCUUCAGAUUUUUUUAGAGAUGAGAUACUAUAUAUGUCCCCUUUCCCAGUCCCAGGCCUUUACCAAAAUAACCACUUUCUAGAAUUUAUUUUAAAUCUCAUUUCCUUUGGAGUAUCUGAUACUUAUUUCUGAUUUUUUUUCAUUGUUAAUAAAUUUUUAUAUUUUACUUUAUAGCAAAUUAAAAAGGAAUGUUUUAGAAGACACCCCCAAAAGAGCAGUGUGUGUGUGUGUGUGUGUGUAGAGACCAGCUGGCAGGCAGACAUGGGCUGAGGAGAGGGGCAUUUCUACUGUGCUGGUGUGCUGCUGAAUGUAAGAGAAUGCAUGAUGGAAGUAUCUGGAUAAUCUGUUAUAAAAGAGAAGAUACUUGAACAUAGGAAUUGUGAGAAAACUAUGCGAAUGUUUGAUCUAGACUCACAUAAGUCAGAAAUUUGAAGAUACUUGUGGAGAUCCAUCUAGGGAAACAGUGCUCCUUCAUUCUUAUGUGCUUUGUGUGUCAAGCAUUGUUAUAAGUACUUUAUUGGAUAUCAGUUUAUUUAAUCCUCAUCCUAACCAGUGAGUUAGGUAUCAAUAUUAUUCUCUCACUUUUUAUUACUUUUUAAAAAAAAUUAUCACAUAAGUAAGGAAACAGACACAGAAAAGUUAAAAAGUUAGACAGCUAGGCUGAGUCAGGAUUUGUACUUAGGCAAUAUGGAUUAAAACUCACCUAGUUAAUUCUACACUGUACCUGCACCUGGUCAUUGGCUACUGCCCCACACUGCACUCUUCCUCUCUUGGACACUACCCUUAGGCAUACGAAUAAAGCUGGGUACUCAACUACAUCUGGGUUCGAGUCCAUUUCCUCCCACCUUGCUCUACAAACCUUUUCAUUAUAGAUGGCUCCUUUCUUUCUUCACACAAAUAGGUGUAAUAUAUCCAUUUUCUGCUUUUAAUUUUUUCAAAAUCGCCCCGUUGUCCAACUCACUUAGGAUAUGCUAGUUUUCCCUUUCAAAGUGAUGUAUCUCUUGAGUUCUCCAUCAUUCCCUGACAUUCUGCCUGUAUUAAUCAGGACUCCUGUAGUUGCAAAGAAACACCUCAACCUGGUUUAAGUGAAAAAAGGUAACAUUGUAUCUGUAAUUGCAUGCUUCAUGUAACAGGAGUCAACAAUUAUAUGAUCCUAGGAAUAAAUCUAAAAGAUGUGACUUUCUAGAGAAAAUUACUAAAUUUCUGAAAGACACAAGACCCAGAUGUAGAUAGGUAACAUGUUGAUAAGUGAGAAGACCCAAAAUUGUAAGAAUUUAAAUAUCUGUAGAUUAAAUGUGAGUCAAAUUAAAAUCCAAAUUUUACUUUUUAUUCUUAAUUUAUCUAACCGGUAACAGUUUGUUAAAUAAUAACACCAACAGUGUAUUUGGUUAAUAUACCUUAUAAAUAAAUGAAAUGACAGCAAUGUUAUCAAAGAUGAGAGGGAAGAAUUGGAAAUACUCUGUUAUAAGGCUCUUGUACUCUUUGUGAAGAAGUAUAGUGUUAUUCAAAAGUACACUUGAAUUAGUUGUAAAUGUAUUUUACAAAACCUAGGGCAACCGCUAAAAAGGUUAAAAAAGAAAGUGUAACUGAUAGGCUAAUAAAGGAGAGAAUAUGAAAUACCCAAUUAAAACCAUAAAAGACAAAAAAAAAAAGUAGAAUACAAAAAUAGAAAAAAAUGAAGAAGGGCAACAAAUGGAAAACACAAGUGUGUUAGGUAGUAAUCUACCUUUAUCAAUGAUCACUUUAAAUAUGAAUGAUCUAAAUACACCAAUUAAAAGAAAUUGUCAGAAUUAAAAAACUAAGACCCAACUACAUGUUGUCUUUAGGAUCUCACUUUAAAUAUAAAGACACAGAUGGAUUACUAGUAAAGAAAUGGAAAAAGAUAUACCAGGCUAACAUUGAAAGAAAAACUGGAAAAGCGGUAUUUCAGACAGAGCCAGCUUGAGAGCAAGGAAAAUUAUCAGGGAAAAAAGAGGGCAUUACAUAAUGAUAAAGGAGCCAAUUUCCCAAGAAGACAUAAUCCUUAAUGUGUGUGCCUUAGCAAUAAAAUAUAAAAAUACAUGAGAGAAAACUUAUAAAACUGCAAGGAGAAGCAGACAGAUGCACUAUUAUAGUUGGAGUCUUCAACUUUAUCGAUUGGAGACUCAUUGACAAAUUCAGCAGGUAGAAAAUUAGUAGUGACAGAAUUUAACGUCAUUUAACAUAAUUUACCAUCAGCACUCAACUAGAUCUGUGCAUUCCCCUUUAGUUCACGUGGAACAUUCACCAAGUUAGACCACAGUCUGGGGCAUAAAACACACCUUAAUACAUUUUUAAAAAUUGAAAUUAUACAAUGUAUGCUCUCACCCCACAAUGGAAUUAAACUAGAAUUCAAUAAUAAGUGUAGUCAAAAAUCCCCAAAUAUUUGAAAAUUAAACAACAUAGUUCUAAAUAGCACAUGGGUCAAGAGAAAUUUUAAAAAAUGUUUUAAACGGGGGCACCUGGGUUGCUCAGUUGGUUAAAUGUCCAACUCUUGAUUUUGGCUCAGGUCAUGAUCCCAGAGUUGUGGGAUCAAGCCCCACAUCAGGCUCUGUGCUGACAACGUGGAGCCUACCUACACUUCUCUCUCUCUCUGUCUCCCUCUGCCCCUCCCCCCUGCUUGCAUGCACUCUCUCUCAAAUUUAAAAAAAUGCAUAUUUUAAAUGAAUAUGCAAACACAUCAAAUUUUAUGAGAUGCAGGAAGAGCAGUACUUAGAAACUUAUAGUACUGAAUAUAUAUAUUAGCAAAGAUGAAAGAUCUAAAUAAGCUCUGGGACACCUGGGCUACUCAGUUGGUUAAGUGUCCAACUUGAUUUCAGCUCGGGUCAUGGUCUCACAGUCAUGAGAUUGAGCCCCGCAUAAGGCUCUGCAUUGAUAGUGCGGGGCUUGCUUGGGAUUCUGUGUCUCCCCCUUUGCCCUUCCCCCACUCUCUUUCUCAAAAAUAAAUAAACAGUAAAAAAUCAGUAAACCUCCAGCCAAUCCAGCCAAGAAAAAAGCACAAAUGACUCUUAUCAGAAAUGAAAGAGGAGCCAUCACUAUUGACUCCACGGACAUUAAAAGGAUAAUAAAGGAACAUUAUAGAUAACUCUAUGCCCACAAAUUUGAUAACCUAAAUGAAAUGAAUCAGCUCCUUGAAAGACACAAUCUACCAGAAUUCUCACAAGGAGAAAUAGAUAAUCUGAAUAGGCCAAUAUGUACUAAGGAAUUAAUAUUGUUCCAAAAUAGCACCAGGCCCAGUUGGGUUCACUGGUAAAUUUUACCAUAUAUUUGAAGAAGUUGACACCAAUUGUCCACAAAUCCUUCUUGAAAAUGGAGGGCAACAUUAUCCUAAUACCAAAAACAGAUAAAUACAUUACAAGAAAGGAAAACUACAGGCCAAUAUCUCUUCUGAACAUAGAUGCAUAAUACUCAACAAAAUAUUAACAAAUCCAACAAUGUAUACAAGGAAUUAUACACCAUAACCAAAUGAGAUUUACUCCAGGAUACAAAGCUAUUUAAACAUUUGAAAAUAAUGCAAUCCAUUGCAUCAACAUGCUAAAGAAAAAUUAUAUGAUCAUAUCAACAGAUAUAGAAAAAGCAUUUGACAAAAUCCACAAUCCACUCAUGAUAAAAAGUCUCAGUAAACUAGGAAGUGGAGGGAUGAUAAAGUACAUCUACAAAAACCCUACAGCUACCAUCAUACUUAAUUGUGAAAAGCUAGAUGCUUUCCCCCAAGAGGAACAAGGCAAGGAUGUCCCCUUUCUCCACUUAUGUUCAACACUGUAAUAGAAGUCCUUGCUAAUGCAGUAAGAACAAGAAAAGGAUAUAAGGGGAAGGAAGGAAUAAAACUGUAGAUGGCAUGGUUGUCUAUGAAGAAAAUUCCAAAGAAUCAACAAAAAAACUCCUAGAGCUAUAAGAAAUUAUAGUAAGGUUUCAGGAUGCAAGGUUAAUACACAAAUGUCAAUUGCUAUCCUAUAUACCAACAGUGAAUAAUAGGAAUUUGACAUUAAAACACAACACAAUUUAUAUUAGCACCAAAAAAUUAAAUAUUUAAGAAUAAAUAUGUACAAGAUCUGUAUGAGGAAAACUACAAAACUGUGAUGGAAAAAUCAAAGAAGACAAGAGAUAUUUCAUGCUCUUGGAUAGGAAAAUUCAAUAUUAUCAGUUCUUGCCAAUGUGAUCUAUAAAUCCCAAUCAGAUUCCCAGCAAGUUAUUAUAUGGACAUUAACAAACAGAUUCUAUGUUUAUAUGGAAAGGCAAAAGACCCAGAAUAGCCAACACAGUAUUGAAAGAGAAGAACAAAGUUAGAGGUCUGACAAUAUCUAAUUUCAAGACUUACUAUAGUCACCAUGAUAAAGACAGUUUGGUAUUUGGUGAAAGAACAAACAGAUCAGUGGGAUGGAAUAAAGAACCCAGAAAUAGACUAACAAAAUACUGUCAAUUGAACUUUAAAAAAGGAGUGAAGGCAACUCAAUGGAGAACACUAUUCUAUUCAACAAAGUCCUAGAAUAACUGGGCGCCCACAUACAAAAAAAAAAAAAAAAAAAGGAACAUCCAAAAUUAAUAUAAUACAA
This is a messenger RNA of Panthera uncia (snow leopard), 11115 nucleotides long. RefSeq names its product hexosaminidase subunit alpha (gene HEXA). Gene Ontology annotation, cellular component: membrane. Lineage: Eukaryota; Metazoa; Chordata; Mammalia; Carnivora; Felidae. Gene Ontology annotation, molecular function: beta-N-acetylhexosaminidase activity. Bases 45 to 1634 code for a protein of 529 amino acids. Gene Ontology annotation, biological process: glycosaminoglycan metabolic process; carbohydrate metabolic process; ganglioside catabolic process. The record is from RefSeq and is a predicted model, not a curated record. The transcript has 14 exons.